This is a messenger RNA of Aspergillus pseudoviridinutans, 2217 nucleotides long. RefSeq lists its product as uncharacterized. Bases 1 to 2217 code for a protein of 738 amino acids. The record is from RefSeq and is a predicted model, not a curated record. Lineage: Eukaryota; Fungi; Ascomycota; Eurotiomycetes; Eurotiales; Aspergillaceae. The transcript has 2 exons. Gene Ontology annotation, molecular function: protein binding.
AUGGACACUGUUAAGCAGAGUCUUUUCGCAGUCGCAGAGCGAAUUCACCUCCAGAACCCUUCCUCGCCGGGCUGGAAAGAGAUCUUAGAAUCGCAAGAUAUCGAAAAGGCAUCAUUAGCCGUGAUUGACUGGCUAAGCCAGACUCAGAAUGACAGAUGGCUCGUCAUUUGCGAUGGUUAUGGCCAGGGUCCGGCGGAUGAUUCCAGCCUUGAGAACUGGAAUUUGCACAGAAUGAUUCGAACCAAUCAUGGACACAUACUCAUCACAUCCAGAUGGCCACAAUCAGACGUGUUUCAUCAUAUUCCAGUCGAGAAAUUUACAGACAUGAGCCUUAGCGUGGAUUUACUUCUGAAGUGUUCCAAAAAGCCCGCCCUGCGGGAUGAUCCGGAUGUACAACGACUGGCACAAACAUUAGAUGGCCUUCCUCUUGCCUUAGUGGCAGCGGGUACAUACCUGCGUCGCUAUCUAUACAGCUGUGCGAAAUAUCUGGAUGCAUACAAUCAAUCUUGGCUCCGGCUGCUGGAGAAGACACCAACGUCUGAUCAAUAUAAUCUUACUCUCUAUUCCACCUGGGAUCUUACUUUAAAUCGAAUUUGCAAAGUCAGCAAACUUGCUGCUAAACUCUUAUGUUUCUGUGCUUAUUUUGACAAUAACGAUCUGUGGUUUGAGCUGUUCGAGACGAAGGAUGGGCUAGAGAAGCCAAAAUGGCUCCAAACUCUCACAGCGGAUGAACUUGAAUUCAGCGACGCGGUGCGAAUCCUCCAUGAGCACGCCAUGAUCGAGCUGCCUGCAGAAGUGACAAACAAUAGGAGUGGCUCAAUUGGCUUCCGGAUACAUAACUGUGUGCAUUCUUGGACUAUCCAUGUCCUCAAUAGGGAUUGGGACUAUGGAAUGUCUUCGCUGGCUUUGGGCUGUAUUGCUAGCAAAUUACCGCGAGAAAGCACUCCUUCGUUCUGGCACAUAUCGCAGAGGUUACUAGCUCACGCGAACCGCAUUGUUGAUCUCUUCUCUCAGAAGCGGCUAUUUAAGGGCUAUACAGAAGCCCAGGUGGAGCAAAUGUGCAAUAUUAUUGGUUUCUUCCUCGCCCGAGACAGACCAGAAGCUGUCGAGAAGGUGUGCAUAAGCCUCCAUGAACAGGUCAAGAACAGGUUUGGCUACUAUCACCCAGCUACAUUUACCCUCAAAUUCCUCAUGAUUAGCAUUUUUACCAACCUAAAAAAAUAUAACGAGGCAGAAAACUUGUGCAAUGAUACCCUCAGACAGUUCAGCGUCGACCCUGAUGUCGAUGAAGGACGCGCGAAACGUUCGUUCACUCUUCUACUGGCACGGAUCUUUAUUCUCAGAGGACAGACUGAAGAGGGCGAGAAACUGUUAUUAGGACCCUCAAUAUCCUCCCAAGGCGAGGGAUCGGGUCUCCUAUUCGAAAAGUACCUGAUAUCUCGAUUAUGGACACAAUAUCUCGCGCAGGACAUGCCGGAAGAUAUGCAAACACGGAUGGCGAACUACUUAGGCGAGGAAGAAACAGGCCAGGCGGGGAGCUGCCAACAAUCAUUCCACCUUCUUUGUACUCGGAUUUACCUGUGCAUUUCCCAGAAAAAAAACGAAGAGGCCAAGGCUCUGCUAGACGAAGCACGGAAGACGUUUGAUCGAGAGAACUCGGCUGAUUAUGCCAAGGCUUCCAUGUUCUUCCCCCUUGCCAAUCUUUAUUUCAAACUGGAGGAGUACGGGGCCUUGAAGAGUCUCUGCGACAACGCGACGACUGAAGACUGGGAAUCGCUUUGGCAGAGUGAUGUUCAAUUCUCUUGCGAGGUCAUCCUCAUGAGGUGCCAUGUCCACCUGAGAGACUUCGAACUCGACGAAACUGUGGCUCUAUGCCAGCGAGCUUUGAAUAAGCUGCAAAACUCUCGAGUGCCAAGUUCAGCACAUAGGCCGAGCGUGCUGAUUACGUUGGGGUCAGCGUACAUGCUGCAGGAGAAGCUUUUGGAAGCAGAGAAACAGUUCGCUGCAGCUAUUCAAGAAACAAGAGAAUCUAACCAGCAGUGUACGUCAACCAGCUACGAACACGUCUUGACCACAAUGAGUGCUCUGGCAGAGCGUUAUAAGGACAGAGGCGAGCAAGGUAGCGCUCAAAGGUGUUUGAAGCUGGUAGAAAAAUGCCAGAGUGAGCUACUAGAGGCGAGGCACGGCGGACUGAAUGGACAAAAACAGCCAAAAUGA